GUCCAAUAGCUGUCCCGGGAGCCUCAAGGGAAGAGAAAAGUAGGCUUAGCGCAAAAAGGAUUGAGGGUGGAUGUAUUUGAUCCGUUGUUGCUACACGUGUUUGUGAAAUGAGUGGAGCGCAGCUUUGAUUGCAACGGAUUUCUUCUACUCUUUCUCACCAUGGAUUGCCAAGAAAAUGAGUACUGGGACCAGUGGGGACGCUGUGUCACUUGUCAACAGUGUGGUCCUGGACAGGAACUCUCCAAGGAUUGUGGUUAUGGAGAGGGUGGAGAUGCAUAUUGCACAGUCUGCCCUCCCCGGAGGUACAAAAACAGCUGGGGCUACCACAGAUGUCAGGCUUGCAUCACAUGUACUGUCAUCAAUCGUGUCCAGAAGGCCAACUGCACAGCUACCUCUAAUGCUAUCUGUGGGGACUGUCUGCCCAGGUUCUACCGAAAGACACGUAUUGGAGGCCUGCAAGACCAGGAGUGUAUACCAUGCACGAAACAGACCCCCACCUCUGAGGUUCAGUGUGCCUUUCAGUUGAGCUUAGUGAAAGCAGAUAAAGCAGAUGGACCCAGAUUGCUCCCGCAGGAGGCCACACUUGUUGCAUUGGUGAGCAGUCUACUGGUGGUGCUUACCCUGACCUUCCUAGUUCUCUUCUUCCUCUACUGCAAGCAGUUCUUCAGCAGACAUUGCCAGCAUGUUGCAGGAGAUUCGUUGCAGCUUGAAGCUGAUGAGGCAGCAGAAGAAUCUCUCUUCCCCAUGCCACCUGGCCAGGAGACCUGUCCUGAGUACCCAGUGAGUGAAAGCAUCUUUGAGAACCAGCCACUUAAUCCCAUCCUGGAUGACGACUGCAGCUCAACUCUUGUCUUCCCCAUACAGAAGUCCUUUACUGUGGCCUCCUGUGCCUCAGAGAGCCACUCCAAUUGGGUACACACCCCUAUUGAAUGCACAGAGCUGGACCUGCAAAAGUUUUCCAACUCUGCCUCCUAUACUGUAGCUGAUACCUUUGAGAGGAACACUGGUGAAAACUCUGGAGACAGGCUGGAGCUCAAUGUGCCCUUUCAAGUUCUCAGCCCUUAACUCUACUGAGGUGAACUGGAAAGGUGGGGCAGAAAGUCUAGAAAUUAGAAGCCAGCCUCAAGGAAUUUCGCUCCAUGUUCAGUAGGGCUGUGGUAGAGGAAUAGCAUUAAGCUAGAAAUAGUGGUAUGUUGGGGAGUAAUUAUGGUGAUAUUAAUCUUCAAGCCAGUCAGACGUCACACUUCUGAGUUAGGCUUAAGACUGCCCUCAGUUACAAUUUACUUAUACACUUACAUAUAUUACAUUUACCUGAUCUUCAUAACACUAUCCCUUUCUGGUAAACAGGUCAGGGUAUAUUUGCCUCACUGUAUGGGGAUGUGAACUGAAAUACAGAAAGGAAAAGCGAUUUACUUGUAGAUCUAGGCUAGAGUCAAGGUUUUAAGGCUCCAUUCAAGAGCCCAUCCAACUCCACCAUUGCAAAUAAUCUAUAGGUAAUGUUUUUUCUCAGUCUUAAAUAUGAGACAGGUAAGUAGGCAGAGUUCUAAUUUUCAAAUAACCAUCUACUUUUCACACUACUCAUUUCCAUAUUAUAUCAGUUAAGAUAUUGCCGGCUGUACCUUAACUUCCCCUUAUGUCCUACCUAAAAAGAUAUGACAUGCAUUACACAUUUGAAAGCCAUGACUGAUACUAAUCUAGUCAUCCUUCAAGUCUUCAAGGUAAUCUAGUCCAAUCCUUCCUAUAAAGUCUGCAAUCCGUAGUUAGGCAUAUUUUUAUAAAACAUUUGUUUUGUUUCUUUGUUUUUUUGGUGCCAGGGAUUGAACUUGGUUCCUUGUGCUUGCAAUGCAGGAAGCAGAAACACUAAGAUAAAUCCCAGGCUUAUAGAACAUUUGUAAUAUCUCUUAUCCAAAAUUGUUGGUACCAGAAGUGUUUCACAAUAUGGAUUUUUUGGUAUUUUGGAAGAUUUGAUAAGAUAGAUAGAUAGAUAGAUAGA
Fukomys damarensis (Damara mole-rat) is the source of this 1993-nucleotide messenger RNA. It is a transcript of the gene Eda2r, whose product is annotated as ectodysplasin A2 receptor. The record is from RefSeq and is a predicted model, not a curated record. Gene Ontology annotation, biological process: positive regulation of JNK cascade; positive regulation of canonical NF-kappaB signal transduction; tumor necrosis factor-mediated signaling pathway. The coding region runs from base 160 to 1065 and encodes 301 amino acids. Gene Ontology annotation, molecular function: tumor necrosis factor receptor activity; protein binding. The transcript is spliced from 6 exons. Gene Ontology annotation, cellular component: plasma membrane. Lineage: Eukaryota; Metazoa; Chordata; Mammalia; Rodentia; Bathyergidae.